Hippoglossus stenolepis (Pacific halibut) is the source of this 1690-nucleotide messenger RNA. It is a transcript of the gene gpkow, whose product is annotated as G patch domain and KOW motifs. The transcript is spliced from 11 exons. NCBI's taxonomy places the organism in Eukaryota, Metazoa, Chordata, Actinopteri, Pleuronectiformes, Pleuronectidae. The record is from RefSeq and is a predicted model, not a curated record. The coding region runs from base 32 to 1570 and encodes 512 amino acids. Gene Ontology annotation, cellular component: ribosome; spliceosomal complex. Gene Ontology annotation, biological process: mRNA splicing, via spliceosome; translation. Gene Ontology annotation, molecular function: structural constituent of ribosome; nucleic acid binding.
CUCCCUCUCCCUUGUCGCUUACCAAACAAACAUGGCGUCGCACUGGGAAGACACAAGCGCCGCUGCCGCUGAGGAGCAGGGGGAGAAGAAAACAGCCUCGGUGUCGUUUGGUUUCACUAAAACAUUCAAUAAAUUUAAAGUUCCUGCCGCCGAAGCGUUGACCAGCAAAGAAGACAAAGACUUUCUCACCGGAGUCGAUAGAAACGAACUACAAAGUUCAAAACCAACAGAGAAACCCAAGGAGCUCAUCAUCCCCCUGAUCCAGAAGAACCGCUGGCACAGGCCGGACCGAGCGGGACAGAGCGAGGAGAGCGGAGGCAAAACACAGGAGACAAGCGGGGAGAAAGACUCUGUGGAGUCUCUGGCUGUCAAAGAACUCAUCGAGGAUUCACGGAAGCAGCUUGAGCAGUGGGAGAAUGGCCCCCAGACACAAACUGACCCGAAUCUCCGCAUCCCCUUGUUGAUGCAAAACAAAGUGCCCGAGGGCUUUGAGGAUGGAGACCACAUAGCGGUGGAUCUGCGGCCUGAAUCCUCAACUGAGGCAGACUAUGAGAGCAUUCCUGUUGGGGCUUAUGGAAUCGCCAUGCUGAAGGGGAUGGGAUGGAAAAAAGAGGAAGGCAUUGGACGCACCUUCAAACAGGAUGUGAAGCCAAUCGAACCCCAGCUGCGUCUGAGAGGUUUGGGUCUUGGUGCAGAUCGUUCAGAGAUAAAGGAUCUGGAGCCCACCAGACAUAAGCGACCCCCCAAGCCAGGCGAGGAGCGGGAGAAGGAGGAGGAACUAGUGAUGGGUCCCGGGGGCUGUGUGCUGGUGGUGUCAGGGGCACAUAAGGACCUGUAUGGGAAGAUUGAAGGCAUUGAUCCAGAAAACGCUCGAGCUGUGGUGAAGCUGGCUAUUGGUGGCAAGACUGCGACAAUCAGCCAGCACGCUCUUAAACUGAUUGAGCGUAAGGAAUACGACAAAUACAGCAAAGACCUGAGUCACCUCAGCAAAGCUCACAAGGAGAAGGAGAAGGAGAAAGAGAAGGAGAAGGAGAAGGAGAAAGAGCGAGAGAGACGGGAGGAGAAAGACAAGCGAAGUAGUGGUGACGAGGUAAAACACAAGUCUUCAGAGAAAGAUGGAGGAAAAGAUGACAGGAAGAGGAAACACACAGAAUCAAGUCAAGACAGAGAGAAGCCUUCCUCUAAAGAAGCGAGGCGGCCACCUGCUCCCCGCUCCUGGCUCCAGAGAGACUUGAAAGUUCGCUUUAUAGACAAAACUUUCAAAGGGGGCAGGUACUACAACUCAAAGAUGUGUGUGGAGGAUGUCCUGACACCCACCACCUGUGUGUGUCGAACUGAAGAGGGUAGACUGCUAGACGAUGUGAAGCAGGACAUGCUGGAAACCAUUGUCCCAAAAAGGGACGAUGAUUCUAUAAUGGUCGUACUGGGUGAACACAGGGGUCAGGUCGGACGAAUCCUCCAACGGGACAAGAACAAGUGCAGAGCAAUAGUUCAGCUCGAUCGAAACGAGAAGGUGUUCACACUGGACUAUGAUUCCAUGUGUCAUUAUGUAGGAGCAACCGACCAAUGAUCGACUGACUUUUAUUCAAAUAUCAUUUCUUUUUCGUCUCCCUAAAUGUGGACUUUUGAAAUAUUCAGAAAAAUGUCAAUCCUUUUAAUGCAACGUUGUAAUAAAACAAAUUCAAAAGCA